Messenger RNA from Puntigrus tetrazona (Sumatra barb), 5267 nucleotides. It is a transcript of the gene gpc5a, whose product is annotated as glypican 5a. Gene Ontology annotation, biological process: regulation of protein localization to membrane; cell migration; positive regulation of canonical Wnt signaling pathway. The record is from RefSeq and is a predicted model, not a curated record. The transcript is spliced from 8 exons. Gene Ontology annotation, cellular component: cell surface; plasma membrane; extracellular region. The coding region runs from base 352 to 2037 and encodes 561 amino acids. Lineage: Eukaryota; Metazoa; Chordata; Actinopteri; Cypriniformes; Cyprinidae.
UCGCCCACAUCGGAAAACGUUGCGACACUAUACAGCCUAGGUUACGUUCCUAAAAAUCUGGAUAUUGUGUGUCAGUUCGCCUCGUCAGCCUUGUAGUGUUUCAGGAGCUCUUCUCGUGGCAGUCUAACGCUACCGAUUCCGCCCAUCCUCUCUUGACAGCUCCUUCUUUCAGCGACGCGCUCAUUGCGCUCUUUUUGAAGGUCCUGCGCGAAACCCUUCCCAGGCGCGCGACCUCUCCAAUAUCAUUUUCUUCACCUGAACUCGCUGCCGUUUUCGAGUUUUCUGAGAUACGACACCGCCGUUAUUCUAUUUGGUUUUUAUUAUUACUCGAACGGAUAAACGCUUGUGAAUAUGGGCGUGCGUGGAGUUUUGGUUUAUGCCUUUCUUGCGGUUCUCGUCGAUCCGUGUCGGGGGACUUUAACGAACUGCGACGAAGUGCGUAAAGUUUUUCAGCUGAAGGAAAUCGGACCUGCGAAGUCGAUACCCGAAACACCGAGAACAGGUUCAGACCUUCAGGUUUGUAUGUCAAAGAACGUAACGUGCUGCACCAAGAAGAUGGAGGAGCGUUACCAGGUGGCUGCUCGACGGGACAUCCAGAACCUCCUCCAGAUAUCCAGCUCUAGUCUGAAGUUCCUCAUCUCACGCAACGUGGCUGCUUUUCAAGAAACCGUGGACUCGUUGGUGCGGCAGGCGGAGAACCACACUCAGGCCGUGCUCCUGCACACGUACCGUGAUCUGGCCGGACCGGCGGCGGCUCCCGUCGGGGAGUUUUUCACAGACGUGGGUCUCUUCGUCUUGGGCUCUGAGCUGAGUCUGGAGGAAGCUUCUCAGCGCUUCUUCGACGCCCUGUUCCCCGCGGUUUACGAGCGGCUGGUGGAGCCGGGUCUGUCUCGCUUGUCCCAGCCGUACUCCGAGUGCGUCCGCUCCUCGUGCCGGGAUCUGGGUCCAUACGGCGGAGCUCCUGGCCGGCUCGCCGCUCUUAUCUCCCGCGCCUCGCUGCCCGGCCGGGUGUUCCUCCAGGCGCUGCACUUGGGCGUGGAGGUCAUCAACACGACCGACCACAUCCAGCUCAGCCGCGAGUGCAGACGCGGCCUGCUGAGGAUGAGCUACUGCCCGCACUGCCAGGGUCUGACCUCCAGCAAGCCCUGCAUGGGCUACUGCCUCAACGUGGUGCGAGGGUGUCUCGCCAGCCUGGCCGGAGUGGACGCCCACUGGAGGGAGUUUGUCCGCUCGCUAGAGACGCUCUCUGCCCGCAUGCACGGGGCGCAGGACCUGGAGCACGUGCUUCUGGAUGUUCACGGGCUGGUGAGGGACGCCGUGGCCCACGCUCAGAGGAACGCACCUCGCCUUUCCGUGCAGGUGCGGAGGAUGUGCGGUCACCCGAUCAGACAGCAGACGGAGCAGGCGAGCAGCGGUCAGCACGGCAGCGCCGGACGAGACUCCAUUCCCCUGAAAGGAGCGGUCAGAAACACAGAAGACACUCUUGGCAGCAGGAGAAAAGAGUUCCUCAGCAGUCUGCGUCUCUACCGGGCUUUCUACGGGGGUCUGGCCGAUCAGCUGUGUGUGAGCGAGCUGGCGUCCGGAGACGGGACGGCCUGCUGGAACGGGGCUGGUUUGGCCAGCUACACUCUCCGAGUGGUUGGCAAUGGCAUUAAAGCCCAGGCUGAAAACCCAGAAGUCAAAGUGAAGGAGGCCGACCCGGUGAUCAGUCAAGUCAUUGAUAAACUGAAGCACAUCAAUCAGCUGUUGCAGGGCAAGUCAAUCCCAAAGCUGGGCACACUGGACCAAAUCGAAACCGGGAGUGGAGACGGAUACAGUGGAGACUGCGAUGAUGAGGACGGAUGCUGGGGAUCAGGGAAUGGAGCGGCCGAGAGGAGAAGAAUAGAAACUAUAUUGACACCGGAAAAUACCAACAAUCACAGAUACCAUCACCCACAAAGCAAAGGCUUUGAUCAGAUGAAUUCUGGCUCGAGAGGAACACAUACCGCCCCGUUGGCUCUGGUCUCGAUAUGUGCGUUUGCGCUGUUGUCAGGGUAACGGCAGCCAACUGGGUCCAAGCCCCAGCCUCAAGACUGCUUUUCACACUGUUUCUUAGAAAGAAAAGAAAAUGUGCCAGCUUUUAAAACGUCGAGGGUGAAAUUCCGGCGAGGUGAUGGAAACGGAUUGCAAAAAUUGAUGCAUUGAGAACCGAAGAUGAACUGAGAGCGGAAAAACUGUCCUUUCAUAAACCUUUUUAAUCACGUAACAGGCUACUAAAUACUCUGCCAACACUUUACUGCCUUGAAUGCUGUCUUUUUUACAGGGUUCAGAGUAAUACAUUCAGAGAAAAUGAAUUAAUUUAAUUCUUUAAUUGUGUAUAUUCAAAAAAUAGUUGUGAGCUGAAAUGAGCACUGCACGUAUCAGCAUUUUGUUUUUUGUUUUUUUUAAUAGAAAUGAUGCAAUAUUUUUGAUGUCACAUACUGCUUUAUGAAUACGUCUCGGUACCAUGUACCUAAAUGACCUCUUUUUUUCAGCAUUUUUUAAUGUACUGUUGUUGUUUCUUUUCAUCUGAAAUGGCGUACGACGCACCUUAACAAAGUGUAUAAAGAUGUGUUGAUUUACAAUGUAUUUAUUCUUGGUUACAGAGUCGCAUUAAACAGAUUAUGAAACUAAACAUCAGUUAAAUGCGGCAAAAUAUGCAUUUCUUUAAUACAGCAACAUUUUACAGUAAGGUUUCAUUUUUUAGCAUUGGUAAACAUGAACUAAAAGUUUAAUUUUUACAAUAGUCCUAUAAUUUUUCUUUCCCUCAGAAAUUCUGUAUUGGAUAUAAACAACUUUUUAUUGCACAAAACAUUUUAUUUAUCUCACUAUUAAUGAAAAUCAAUGAAUGACAUUUAAUGUUAGAGUUAAAAGCACUGAAGAUAUGACUUUUUAACUUUUAUUUUGACGGUUGCCUUGAAUAUCUUUACAUUGCUGUGUGUAUAUGAUACGAGGACAGUGUUUUUCAAAGGAAACUGUCAAAUGCUCACGAAGUGAUGCUCGGAGCAGCUGUGGAGAUGUAUUUAUGUCAUCAUAACGAUUCGAUUUUAGUACAGUUGUACACAAAACCGUGCAUCUGCGCCAUUCAUUAACAGAGACACAUGGAAUUUAUAUUUAAUUAGACUUUUUGCGGCUUAAUAUUUACAAAUAAGAGUGGCACUGUGCUUACUUUUGUGUGUGUGCUGGUUGUUGUGGUUAUGGAGACACAAAUUUACUGACACGGGUAUGAUGGAGGUAUUACAAUUUGAAGGUGGUUUAUGAGAACACUGCCAAUGUUCCCAUAAUUUAAAUGGUUUAAAAACACACUGAUGGGUGUGUGGGAGCCCAUGCGUACCUUCAACAAGAAACUGCUUUAAAUCGCUAUUAUUUGUCAUACAGCUUGGCAAUAACAACGGGGAAGUGAGUCUUCUGGAGAAGGACUCUACGGAAGCCACAUCCUGCCCAAAGGGAGGUAACAUGUGAAGACACUAAUGUGGACUUGCCCAGGCCUGGGGCAGUGCAACAUAUGAAUUGGUGUCUGAUGCUGGAUCUACCCAAGAAACAGGAGGAAUGACUGAGAGCACAGACAGACAAAGUAGUCUCUCAAAUGGUGGAAAAUACACAUACACCUGGCCCGGUACAAGUAACACUGAAACCGGGACUUGCCGAGUCUGACUGCCAAGGGUGCUGGAGGAUGCUCAACCAGAGUCCACCGUAUGGGAAACUCAAUUGGUAGAAAACACUGCACCCGCAUCCUUGGGUGAGGGGGAAUGGUGCAGCAACUGAGACACUGGCCAGUCCUUCCCGGCAAUUACCUGUUACCCAACAAAUGGGAAGAGACUGGCUCAAUGUGGAGAUUUUAGUACCUCGCAAAGGUGUUCGGUGGAAGGCGUGGUAGAAGGCUUGGACACGUAUCCAGGCCGGGGGCUCAAGACAACAUGAGAGUAUGCCGGUCCAAACACAAAGCACUCUUCGCUACCAAAAAUGCUUAGAGGUCCCCGACCAUCUUGAUGAAAGUGUCUUUAGUCUUUUAGAAGACAGGAAUUUAGCUUGACGGAAUCCAGCAGCCCAAAGGGACCUCUCUGAGGGCCAGUCAGGACAACAGAGAGAUCGCAGGAGGGCACCAGGGGUGACCUGGGAGGAUUUCACCUUCUGAAACCCAUCAGGAACCUCACAAUGAGAUUGUGCUUUCCCAAGAACCGGCUAUCUACUGCAUCGCAAUGCGCUACGAUAGCAGUCACAUACACUUUCAACCUUCAACCUUUCUUGCAGGAAGGAAAGUAUUACUCCAAUCACACAACUUUAAGGGUCUUCUUUAAAAGAAGAACACCAAUUCGUGAACAGACUCCAUUUCAUUGAAACAGGCAUGCCUGGCCUGAGUAAUAGUCUCUACCACCUUCAGUGGCAGAACACUUAGGUCUGCCGCAUCUUGUCCAGGAGCCACAUGUGGAGCUUCGUAUUCCAGCUUUUGAGGAAUUUCGCCUGCUUCGCCUUCAAUCACUUGGCUCUGAAGCAAAAACCUAAUGAGUGGUUGCUGUCGCCUAUUUAUAUCCGCAUGACGGAGAGUGGCUCGGGAAGCAAAUAAAAACAGCCAAAUUUCAUUGCCAUUUUCUCUUAAUCAGCAAGACUCCAGUGUGUCAUUACGGCGUAACUCGUAGUGACUGACUGAUAAGGAACCGCAGAAACGCUGAAAAUGUGAGAAUUGUAAGAUACAUGUUUAUUUCAUGGCAGAAACAAAAAUGUGCAGUUGUGAAUUUCAAAUUGGGAAUUGUAAGAUGUAAACUUGAAAGUGCAAGGGGAUCUCACAUCUUACAGUUCUUACAUAGUUUUUGUCUCACAAUUCUGAGUUUAUGUCCUGAAAUUCUGGGUUUAUAACUCAAAAUUCUAAAAUUAUGUCUUGCCUUUCAGAGAUUCUAACUAGCAAUUCUAAGUUUGUCUCACAAUUCUUAGUUCAAAACUCACAAUUUAAAAUUGAUGUCCUGGUUUAUAACUCUGUUAUAAAAUUCUUUUUAUGUCUUGCAAUUCUGAAUUUGUCUCAAAUUUCUGAAUUCAUAACUCACCACUCAGAUUUUAUCUUGCAAUUCUAAAAUUACGUCUCGCAAUUGUGAGUUUAUGCAGUAUCUUGCAGUUGUGAGUUUACUGUUUUCUGGUUCUACUGGUUGUGUUAUAAAUUCAUGCUCUUUUUCAACACCGCUAAUAGCAGUAUAUUUGAACCAAAGGCAUGCCUAUCAAGUCCUGCUCAUUAUAUUGUACAUUGAAUAUCAGAAAUA